AUGCUGGCUGAAGGUGAAAACAUGGCAAGUACAUCGCUAUGUACUGCUAAUACAUCAGCGUCUCAGAAUCUUCGGAAAGUGUCUGGUUUUGUAGAAAAUAAAACCACACAGUGCUCAUUUUCCAUUGAAAGUAUUUUGGGACUGGAGCAGAAAAAAGAUGGCAUUCCAGCUGUGAAACCUCACAGACCAUGGAUGGAUGCAUGCACUAACUUGGUUUUAGGUGAUGACAGUAAUCCCCAUCUGCAAAUCCCUGUUGUUUGCUAUGAAAAUCCAUCAUUUCAUGCUAACAGUAAUCCAAUGCAAGAGGAAAAAGUUUUGAAAUGUGAAAAAUAUUUUUCAGUCACUGAAAGACUAUCUUUCAAACGCGAAUUGAGCUGGUACAGGGGUAGAAGACCAAGAACUGCGUUCACUAGAAACCAGAUUGAAGUCUUGGAAAAUGUUUUUAAAAUUAACUCCUACCCUGGCAUUGAUAUUAGAGAAGACCUAGCUCGCAAAUUAGAUUUAGAUGAAGACAGGAUCCAGAUCUGGUUCCAGAACCGUCGUGCAAAGCUGAAAAGAUCACACCGAGAAUCUCAGUUUCUAAUGGUGAAAAAUACAUUCACCUCCAGCCUGCUAGAAUAG
This is a messenger RNA of Gavia stellata (red-throated loon), 621 nucleotides long. RefSeq names its product HESX homeobox 1 (gene HESX1). Gene Ontology annotation, cellular component: nucleus. The record is from RefSeq and is a predicted model, not a curated record. Gene Ontology annotation, biological process: regulation of transcription by RNA polymerase II; pituitary gland development; forebrain development. Bases 1 to 621 code for a protein of 206 amino acids. Gene Ontology annotation, molecular function: RNA polymerase II cis-regulatory region sequence-specific DNA binding; DNA-binding transcription repressor activity, RNA polymerase II-specific. The transcript has 4 exons. NCBI's taxonomy places the organism in Eukaryota, Metazoa, Chordata, Aves, Gaviiformes, Gaviidae.